GAACGGGGAGGAGGAGCUCACCUGGAAGAGAGAGAAGACGCGCGGCGUGCUGAGAGGACGUGUGUGCCCGGCUGAAGAGUGACCACUGCUGCACCCGGGAAGCAGGGGAGACACAGCAGUCAUCAGCGCCGGGCGGAGAAGAGACCGCUGUGUGUAGAAGAAGGAAAGGGACGGUACCCAUGUGCGGAGGCGGAGCGCGGCGUGUAGGAGGAGACGUACCACCGCCGUGUGUGUGAACAAGAGCCGCUGUGGGGAGCGCAAUGCAGCCAGCGACAGUAAGAGACGCGACGGGACGCAGCCAGCUCCCGCUGUGAAGGGGAACCAGUGGAGCCGAUACCCCCAGCAGCCGCCCUGAGACAUGACGCAAGAUACAGCUCUAGAUAUGAAGGAUGUUGAGUUGAAUGAAAUUGACCCAGAGAAGCAGCCUAUGGCUGCUGGGGCAGAGGACCUUCCAGUUGCGGGUGAGAAGAAUGGUGUUGUUAAAGUAAAGCUGGAGGAUGAAGAUGAUGAAAUUGGCACCCGGGCCCAGAAGUUCACUGGACUGUCCAAAGAAGAGCUUCUGAAGGUGGCAGGCACCCCAGGGUGGGUGAGAGUCCGCUGGGCUCUGCUUGUCCUCUUCUGGUUAGGCUGGGCAGGCAUGCUUGCAGGAGCUGUGGUCAUCAUUGUCCAAGCCCCUCGCUGUCGUCCUUUGCCUGCAAUGGAAUGGUGGAAUAAGGGGCCUCUUUACCAGCUCGGAGAUCCUAAAAACUUCCAAGACUCUGACAAUAAUGGGAUUGGUGACAUUGUUGGAAUACAAAACAGACUGGAUUCCCUCAGCACCCUGAAAGUGAAGGGCCUGGUAAUCGGGCCACUGCAUGUCACUUCUGCAAACAGUCUUUCGGAUACUAAGCUCAAGGAAAUUGACAUACAAUACGGGACAAUAGAUAAUUUCAAAGGUCUUUUAGAAGCAGCUCGCAAAAAAAGCAUUCAGAUAAUUUUAGACCUCACUCCAAAUUACCGCGGCGAAGACGAAUGGUUUAGCAAGAAUAUGACUGCACCGGACAGUGAGCUGACAAACCAAAUAAAAGAUGCCAUGAAUUUUUGGUUGGAGUUGGGCGUUGGAGGAAUUUAUUUCAAUGGUAUUGAGGACAUGUAUGAUCCAGAUGAGCUCCUUCUGGAAUUCAGGAACAUCACCGCUAACCACAGCUCAGAUGGGAAAGCACGGGUGCUGCUUGCCUCAGCAAAUGAUCCUCACGGAGACAACGUACUGACGAUCCUCAAUAACGCAACCACUGGCAUGUUAACAACCCGCUAUUUGUUUAACAAUGCAAAUGACAAGUCUCUAGGAGAGCGCAUCAAGCAGUACCAAGAGCCUGCUAGUGACCAAGACAGGAUACUCUGGGCGGUCAGACCACGUUUGGGUCACAUGGCGUCUGUGGUACACGAGAAGUUGCUGCAUGUGUAUCAGCUUCUACUCUUCACACUUCAGGGCAUACCUUUAACUUUGUAUGGAGAUGAGAUUGGUCUUAAAGACCUGCCUGGUAAGCCUGCAUCCUCCAGCGGCCCAUAUAUGCAGUGGGAUAGUUCGAAGAACCAUGGAUUCUCUGACGGUGCAACAGAUCUAGCAUUUGAUGUCAACGAGAACAUCACAUUUAAGGCUCAGGAACAGGAUAAGACUUCCAUACUCAGUCUCUACAAACGUCUGAGUGAGCUACGAGGAAAAGAGCGGUCCCUUCUACACGGCGACUUCAGAUUGCUAGACCACACCAAUACAUCACUGGCUUUUGAGCGCAGCUGGGACCAGAAUGAAAGAUUUGUGUCUGUAGUGAACUUAGACCCAGAGAUUGAGAUAGAUGUGUCUUUAGAAAAUAAGAACCUGCCAGAGCAGUGUUCUGUGGUGUUAAGUUCAAACCCUGAACGAAAGGAGGGGAGCAGCGUUUCCCUAAAGAACAUAAAAUUAGCGGCAGGGGAAGCCUUGCUGCUUAAAUACCCUUACAGCCCUUAGCCGACCCACGAUUAGAGGAGAGGCACUUUCACAUUCCAUAUUCUGACCCUAGUUUUGCAAUGCCAAGUUGCACUUUGUUGGCUCUCCCCAAAACCUUUUCACUCCUCCCUCUCUCUCAUCCCACCAUAGCAGGGAAAUAGUUAAUGUGCACUGAAAUAGCCAUCAUUAAUGUCCAGACAUUACGCAAGAGGUUCCUUACACGCGUUAACAGCAAUAAGUGAAGUGUGCUUUGGUUUUUGUUUUGUUUAAUGAACAGUAAAUGCUCCAAAAUGUUUGCACACACUGUUGUGUAUGUGUGAAAUCACACAAAUAAUAUAGUAUUUUACCGCUCAAGUGUUUAAAGAUUUUCUGCUAUCUGGGUGUUUGGCGAGGGAAUAGUAAAAGGGGAGAAAAAUAUUCUGGUCAGAAAAUUCCUUUUAAUAAAAUUAGUGUACACGUGA
This is a messenger RNA of Pseudophryne corroboree (corroboree frog), 2424 nucleotides long. RefSeq names its product solute carrier family 3 member 2 (gene SLC3A2). Gene Ontology annotation, biological process: carbohydrate metabolic process; phenylalanine transport; L-leucine import across plasma membrane. The transcript is spliced from 10 exons. Gene Ontology annotation, molecular function: aromatic amino acid transmembrane transporter activity; L-leucine transmembrane transporter activity; L-alanine transmembrane transporter activity. The record is from RefSeq and is a predicted model, not a curated record. Gene Ontology annotation, cellular component: basolateral plasma membrane; apical plasma membrane. The coding region runs from base 359 to 1984 and encodes 541 amino acids. NCBI's taxonomy places the organism in Eukaryota, Metazoa, Chordata, Amphibia, Anura, Myobatrachidae.